This is a messenger RNA of Drosophila serrata, 1668 nucleotides long. It is a transcript of the gene Ir94h, whose product is annotated as Ionotropic receptor 94h. The record is from RefSeq and is a predicted model, not a curated record. NCBI's taxonomy places the organism in Eukaryota, Metazoa, Arthropoda, Insecta, Diptera, Drosophilidae.
AUGUUGGCCAACUCCAGUCUUGCUCCUGCUCCCGAGCUAUUCAAUCUGUACGGCCUGCUCCUAACGUUUUUGGUGCCCCCGGAGACAACAGUGUUUUAUUUCAAUCCCUCGAGUCCCAGCUGCCAUUGGGAGCUGCUUCAGAUGGAGAGCCUAUUUGACCAUCCGCAAAUAGUCUGGCGGCAGGCGGAGAUCUAUACGAAUCUGUACAGCCAGCAUAACAGUCACAUAUUUGUGUUGGCCUGUCUGUCGAGAACCCUCUACGAAUGACAGCUGAAGAUUCUGGCCACCACUUUCACCCGGCUGAGGUCGGUAAGGGUCCUCAUCGAGAUGGAGGGCAAGGAAAGCUCCUCUUUGGCCUCACAAAUCCUGUCACUCUGCCUGCAGCACAGCAUGCUGAAUGUAGGACUCUACUUUCGCUCUCGCAGUGUAUUCAGCUACCGGGCUUUUCCGUACUUUAAGAUCAUCAAACAACACAUUUUCGAAGAAACCCAUCCUCGUAUCUUCACCAACCAAAUUGCGGACCUCCGGGGUUACCAAUUACGUGUUCAACCGGACUUGUCGCCACCGAACUCCUUUUUCUAUCCCGACUCGCGGGGCAAGAAUCGAUUGUCCGGCUUUAUGUGGCAGUUUAUAUCAACCUUUGCUGAAAACUUGAAUGCCGGCAUCGAGAUCCUGUAUCCCACAUGGAAAAAAGCGAAGGUGUCGUCCAACGAAUAUAUGAUUGAGUUCACACGGAAUGGCAGCUCGGACUUUGGUCUGACCCUCGUCAUGAUUAUGUUCAAGCACGAGGAGAGGUUUCGCGACUUCAGCUACCCUUUUAUCCACUCAAAUUGGUGCACAAUGUUGCCUAUGGAGAAGCCCCUGAGUACUCAAACCCUCUACGCGCAUGUUCUGACCUGCGGAACGAUUAUUCUUCUGGCGGUGAUGUAUCUUGUGUGUUUCCUGGUUAUUCCUUCUCUAAUCAAAUUCCUGGAACCUAUUAUCUGCGGCAGAUUGAUACGCCUCUCCUGGAGGCUAUUCGUCCUGGUGAUGAUCUGCGGCUGCUCUGCCCAAUUGCUCUCCCUACUGAUAUCUCCGCCCAUCCGACACCACAUCAAUAACUUUGACGAUCUCCUGGCCUCCGGCUUGAAGAUCUUUGGGCUGCGUAGCGAGUUCUACUACAUGGAAGGUGGUUUUCGGGCCAAGUACGCAGCGGCUUUUCGCCUGACGGACAAUAUCAACGACCUGUACGAUCACCGGAACUACUUCAACACCAGCUGGGCCUACACCAUCACUUCAGUCAAAUGGAUGGUGAUCGAGGCUCAGCAGCGGCACUUUGCCCAUCCCUUGUUCCGGUUUACGGAGGACUUGUGCUACAGUUGGUGCUCUCCCAGUAGCCUGCUGAUCGCCCAGGAGUCCGUUUACCGGGAGCGCCUCCACCACUACAUCCUGAUGGUGGACCAGUCAGGGCUUAUCGAGCACUGGAUGACCCAGAGCUUUUACGACAUGGUGAAGGCCGGUCGUAUGACCAUCCAGGACUAUAGUGUGCCGAGGACCGUGCAACCGAUCAGGCUGCAGGACCUGCGAUUGUGCUGGCAACUCAUUGUGUCACUGCUGCUCAUCGCUUUUGGCGCAUUCGCCUUGGAGCUGCUGUUGUUCUACACCAACGUAUUUCUCAAUAGCUUGUAG